AACGAGUAACGCAUGCGUUACUCGUUACCAGUAACGCAAUAACGCAUGCGUUACUCGUUACCAGUAACGCAAUAACGCAUGCGUUACUGCGUUACCUGUAAAGAAACGGUAAAGCGCCACCCCUAGUUCAUACUCAUACGAAAAAAGUGAACAUGCCUUUUGUUUCCUGAGAGCUAUAGCUGCAUUCUGUGUUAAGGGAAUCUUGCUCUCACCAAGUGUUGUUCUUAAGGCGCAUGCGAACGCGGUGAGGGGCUCGCUGAUGUGCAAACAGCAAAUUAUUUUACUGGACCUCGCUUAUUAGCUCAACGAAAAUUAGUCAUCACGCUAUUCGCUUUUCCAACAGCCAAUUAUGUUCCACCUAUCAAAAUAAUUCGUUGUUUUAGGUGCCAGAAAUUAGGUCACUACGCUCAAAACUGUAAUAAACAAGUAAAAUGUUCUAAAUGUAGUGGACCACAUUCAAUUGACAAGUGUAGCUCUAGUACAGAGAUUUGUCCAAACUGUGGUGAUAAUCACAGAGCUACCUAUUCCGCGUGCAAAGUUCGAUUGGUGUACAUUAAUGAACUGAAAAAUAAACAAUUUCCUAGUAUUGCAAUUGAUACAUCGGUACUACAGCAACGCCGACCGUAUGCAUCCAUCGCUAAACCUCAAUCAUCUCAAGCGUCACAAUUAAUUAAUAAAAACGAUUCGAUUAAUGAAGAAAUUUUGAAACAAGUCUCAUCUGUUGGUAUAACAUUCGCCACAUUGUUCACGAAUGUAGGAAAAUACGUUGAUUUAUUUGAAUUCACUUAUCUGUUUGCAAAUUAG
Didymodactylos carnosus is the source of this 804-nucleotide messenger RNA. The record is from the annotation of a GenBank genome assembly. NCBI's taxonomy places the organism in Eukaryota, Metazoa, Rotifera, Eurotatoria, Philodinida, Philodinidae.